Messenger RNA from Misgurnus anguillicaudatus (oriental weatherfish), 942 nucleotides. RefSeq names its product PABPN1 like, cytoplasmic (gene pabpn1l). Gene Ontology annotation, biological process: nuclear-transcribed mRNA catabolic process, deadenylation-dependent decay. Lineage: Eukaryota; Metazoa; Chordata; Actinopteri; Cypriniformes; Cobitidae. Gene Ontology annotation, molecular function: poly(A) binding. Gene Ontology annotation, cellular component: nucleus. The record is from RefSeq and is a predicted model, not a curated record.
UCUCCCUGCAGUUAUGCAUAGUUUUGGUUGGUAAGUUCACACCUGACUUAACUGCACUCACCAUCCGCUCAUUAGUUGAGUCAGGUGUGAUAGUUUAGCGCUGACACAGGACAAACUUCAGGACUGAUGUUGAAAAUCUGCGUGGACACAACAGGAGCUGGAUGCAAUUCAAACUCGUGUGAUGGAAAUGGAGGAAGACACAGUGCAAUCUGAGGAAGAGAGACCGUUCCCCUACAGCCCUCAGGCAGACUAUUUCUUCAGUAUGACCCAUGAAGAAAGAAUCGAUGCUGACCGAAGAUCUAUCUAUGUGGGGAACGUGGAUUAUGGAGCGACUGCAGAUGAACUGGAGAUGUACUUCAAUGGCUGCGGACUUAUCAACAGAGUUACAAUACCGUAUAACAAAUUCACCGGCCAUCCUAAAGGUUUUGCCUACAUUGAGUUCUCAGAUAGGGAUUCUGCACGGACCGCCAUGUCUUUCGAUGAAACACUAUUCAGAGGACGCAUCAUUAAGGUCUUGCCAAAAAGAACAAACGUUCCAGGUUUCAGGACUACAGACAGGUACUUGCGAGGAGGCUGGACCAGAGGACGUGGUUUCCGGCCCUCGAGAUUUUACAGCCCCUUCAGAGGCUGCAACUUCAUUAGGGAAGACGGAAGAGCUGAUCCUUGGAUUGAUUCUUUUUGAUAUUAAAAAUACAAUAGUUUAUUUUCCUCCAUUAUCUCCGAAGCACUUCUUUGUGCUAACUAUUGGUUUUUUGGUAGUUCUCAGAUAUGUUGUCCACCUUAAGUAUGAUACUACAAGACAAGGAUGAGACUUAUAUUCUUUCUGUACAGUUUAUUUCUUUACAAUAUUGUGCCUGUGGGAGGCUAUGAGAUGUCUUGACAAUUUCAGUACUUUUGUUUUUCAAUGCUUAGAAUGUAAAUAAAAUCUAUAUUAGCAAGUCA